Messenger RNA from Colletotrichum aenigma, 1059 nucleotides. RefSeq names its product Secondary metabolism regulator laeA (gene laeA-3). The coding region runs from base 1 to 1059 and encodes 352 amino acids. Gene Ontology annotation, molecular function: methyltransferase activity. NCBI's taxonomy places the organism in Eukaryota, Fungi, Ascomycota, Sordariomycetes, Glomerellales, Glomerellaceae. The transcript is spliced from 3 exons. The record is from RefSeq and is a predicted model, not a curated record.
AUGGCGGCGCACCAGCACACCGCACCUGCCCCCGCAUCCCCCGCACCCUCAAACUCAACCCAUCAAGCCCCCAUAACCUUCGACGAUGAGACGAUCGACGCAUUCGAGAUGGACGCCGACGACGGCUACGCCUCCGCGUCGCCGGCGCCGUCCCUCCACGCCGGGACGAUGUCGCUUUCGCCGUCCGUCCGCGACUACGCGUUUGAAAACAACCGGCGGUAUCAUCGCUACCGCGAGGGGCGGUAUCAUUUUCCGAAUGACGAUAGUGAGCAGCAGAGGGAGUUUAUGAAGCACCUUGUGAUGGUGCACAUGAUGAGCGGCAAGUUGCAUGAGGCGCCUUUGAGGAAUCCGCAGAAGGUGCUGGAUAUUGGGACCGGGACGGGGGUCUGGGCUAUUGAUGUGGGCGAUGAGUACCCCGAAGCAGCAGUUACAGGGAUCGAUCUGUCACCAAUAUGGCCAGACUGGGUUCCCCCGAACGUCAAGUUCGUAGUAGACGACGCCGAGGCAGAGUGGUUCCACGAGCCCGACUCGUUUGACUUCAUCCGGCUGGGAAACAUGGCGCCUUCAAUACAAGAGUGGCCGAAGCUCUUCGAGUCAGCGUACAAAACGCUCAAACCGGGAGGCUGGAUCGAGCUACAGGAAAUGCGCUGGGUCUACGGCUGCGACGACGGGACCAUGCCGGAUGACUUUGCGCCCAUUCAGAUGGUGAAUCUCAUCAGCCAGGGCCUGGCGCGGUUCGGGGUUGAUAUGCACGCCGCGGAACGCAACCCGGCGCGUCUUGCGGCUGCGGGGUUCACGAACAUCAGACACCAAAUGCGUAAGGUGCCUGUAGGCGGGUGGACGAGGAGUAAGUCUCUGAGAACAGUGGGGUUGUAUAAUCUGAGCGUCAUCUACGACGGACUACAUGCUGUGACUAUUGGGCCUCUGACGAGAGGGCUGGGGUGGACGGCGGAUGAGGUUGAGAAAUUGCUGGGGAGGGUGAGGACGGAAUUGGUCGAUCCCGGGGUUCAUUCUUAUGUGUAUUUUCACGCGCUUAGUGGACAAAAACCAUUACCAUGA